This is a messenger RNA of Drosophila bipectinata, 1825 nucleotides long. RefSeq names its product Caspase-8 Dredd (gene Dredd). Gene Ontology annotation, biological process: proteolysis. NCBI's taxonomy places the organism in Eukaryota, Metazoa, Arthropoda, Insecta, Diptera, Drosophilidae. Gene Ontology annotation, molecular function: cysteine-type endopeptidase activity. The record is from RefSeq and is a predicted model, not a curated record.
UAUCGAUCGCGAUAACAGUCAGCUGUUGCGAUCCAUCACUAAUGUAGCAACAAGUAUCGCAGCUGUUGCCGUUGUGGAGGGAGAAUUGAUCUUUAUUUCAACUUUUGUGCUUCCCCGCAAUUAAAGAGAUGGCCGGAUCGAACCUUUUAAAUCAAAUAGACAGCAUCGAUACCAGCGAUCUUCUGUUUGUGGAAAGAGAUCUCAACUUUGCCCAAAAGAUCAGUCUUUGUUUCCUUCUAUACGGUGAUGAGCACUCGAGCGCCACGUACAUUCUACAAAAGCUGUUGGCUUUGGCUCCAGUAGCUUGGCAGCCAACUGAUCUAGUCCUGCAAUAUGCAAAAUCCCGCCCAGAUACCUGGCGGAGACAUCUCGUGGAGGGGCUGUGCAUUAUCGGUGCCCGGCAGGUACUCCGCCGUUUGGGCCUCCGCUGGUCGGAGCUCCGUCUGCACUAUCUGCCCCACAUCGGUGGACUGACCCUGCACAUACACCCGCUACUGAAGAGUCUCUACACGAUUUGCGAACAAAUGACGCUGGUGCAGAGCGGACGACUAGUCCUGGACGUGGGCGAGAAGGUGGCGCGCCAGCAGAAGGGCUCUGGCGAUCCAAUGCACUUCAAUGAUCCCGCUUACCUGGAAAUAUAUAUGCUGGACUGGCUGACGAGGAAAUCGAUCAAGUUGGGCGACAUCAAUACCAACGGAAGCGAUGUCCAGCUGCUGAUCGAGCACCUCAAGUUCAAUGAUCUGCAGGAGCAGGCCAAACUCCUGAUAGACACGAUCAACAGCAAUGCCAGGGAUGAGCCUGCACCCCCUCGGACCGCCAGUCCACCACCGAUAACCGUAAAGCGGGAAACCCUGACCGACAGCCACAGAGAUUACGCAUCCACAUAUACUUCAGUGCCACGAAACGGUGUUCAGCUGAGCCGGGAUAGCGCCGGCAUCUGUCUGAUCAUCAACCAGAGGGAAUUCCACCGAAAUGUUGACGAUAAUCUUAAGAAAUACCUAUCUCCCAAACCACUGGCGCCACGACUGGGCACGGAUGUGGACGAGCAGUCUCUGAACAAGGUCUUCUCCGCAAUGGGCUACAAGGUGGAGUCGCACCACAACAUCGAUCACAUGGAAAUGGUACAUCUAAUGCGCAAUGCUACAAGGAGAUCCCUGCUCAACGAUUCGAUAGUGGUGUGUAUCUUAAGUCACGGCUUCGAGGGAGCUGUCUAUGGAGCGAAUAGCAUUGCCCUGAGCAUUCCAGAAAUCGAGAAUGUCCUGUGCAGCGAGGCGAACGUGUACGACAAGCACAAGCUGCUGAUAAUCCAGGCGUGCCAGGACAAUAAUCGAAGACAGCAAGGAUUGCCGUUCAAGUUAGAUGCCACCACCAGUGAACCGGGCCAGCGGAAGCAUAUGGUGCGAGUGAUGCCUGUAUCAGGAUUUCCAGCUCUGCGGCAUACCCAUACGGGCAGCUGGUUCAUCCAGUGCCUGUGCGAGGCUCUCGUUCAACAUUCCGACAGCAAGCACUUUGUAGACAUUCUGACAAUCGUCACCGAUGAAGUGGACAAAAAACGUGGCGAUAACAACGAAAAGAUGCUCCUUAGCACCAACAUAUGCUUGGUGCAGAACUUUUACUUGCCGCCAAGGAUUCAGACGACGGGGGAUUAGUGCAAUUCACCUAAAUCUAAACUCUAAACUCGUUUUUGGUUUAUGAUCUUGGGACCGACCAUUUGUCGUAACAGUUUUAUUUUGUUUUGAUUACAUCGCUAUAGAUAUUUUAAUUAUCUACGAGCUAUCUAACAGCUUAUGAUAUACAAUUAAAAUUAAUUAAUAGAAGUAUGGUG